This is a messenger RNA of Trichosurus vulpecula (common brushtail), 2445 nucleotides long. RefSeq names its product zinc finger protein 829-like. Gene Ontology annotation, biological process: negative regulation of transcription by RNA polymerase II. Gene Ontology annotation, molecular function: DNA-binding transcription repressor activity, RNA polymerase II-specific. The record is from RefSeq and is a predicted model, not a curated record. Lineage: Eukaryota; Metazoa; Chordata; Mammalia; Diprotodontia; Phalangeridae. The transcript has 5 exons. Bases 3 to 833 code for a protein of 276 amino acids.
AGAUGGUGACAUUUAAGAAUGUGGCUGUGGACUUCACUCAGGAGGAGUGGGACCUCUUGGACCAUCCUCAGAAGGAGUUGCACAAGGAAGUGAUGGUGGAGAAUGCCCAGAAUCUGCUCUCCCUGGGGCUUCCAGUUCCCAGAGAAAAUGUGAUCUCCUAUUUUGAGCAAAGGGAAGCACCAUGGAUGCUGGAGCAAGAAGGCCUGAGGAGCCUCUGUCCAGAAGGAGAAAUCAGACUUGAAGUGAAGAAGAUUCCUGCAGUCCUAAACCUUUCUGCAGAAGUAACUCAGGAGCAAAGAUUCAUGGGUGAUGGUCCCUGUGACUUCACUUGGAGAGAAAUCUCUGCUCUUCAUUGGAGAAUCCACACUGGAGAGAAAUCUUAUGAAUGCAAUCAAUGUGGAAAGGCUUUCACAGUCAGCUCCAGUCUUAGAGUACAUGAGAACAUCCACAUGGGAGAGAAACCUUACGAAUGUAAUCAGUGUGGAGAGGCUUUUACACAGAGGACUCAUCUUAAUAAACAUCUGAAACACCACACUGGAGAAAAACCUUAUGAAUGUAAUCAGUGUGGAAAAACUUGUACAGGUGGGGCCAAUCUUACCAUACAUCAGAGAAUCCACACUGGAGGGAAAUCUUAUGAAUGUAAUCAACGUGGAAAGACUUUUGCACAGAAGGACUAUCUUACCAUACAUCAGAGAGUCCACACUGGAGAAAAAACUUUUGAGUGCAAUCAAUGUGGAAAGGCUUUUACAAAGAGGGCCAAUCUUACUGUACAUCAGAGGAUCCACACUGGGACACUGGCCUCCUGGCUGACUCUUGACCAAGAACCUCCUUGAUCUGUGCCUUUCCAACAGCUGUCUCUCAUGCUUGGAAUGGCCUCUCUCUUCACCUGGGCCUCCUGGCUUCCUUCACAUCUCAGCUAAAAUCUCACCUUCUGAAAACAAGCUUUUCCAGGUUAUUAAAGCCAGCAUGCCAGCUCUUCCUGCACACAUCCUUCCAUCACUUGUCGCCAGGCCUUUGCAGGGGUGGCUCCUUCAGAGGGCCAUGCACACCCUCCCCACCUUCACUGGGCAGAAUCUCCAACUUCCUUUGAAGCCCAGAUCAGGCUCCACCCCACUGGUGAGGCUUCUGCCACUCCUCUCAUAUGAAUCUUAUUCCUCUUGAAAUUAUGCUGUAGACACCAGUUGCCUUCUCUCCAACUGAAUGUUAAAUUCCUACAAGGGGAGGAACUAUUCAGCUAUGAUCUUUGAAUUCACAGCUUUUUUCACAUAGUAGUUGAUUAAAGUUUCUGUGCAAAGAUUCAUGAGUCCCUGUGACUUCACUUGGAGAGAAAUAUGUACUGUGCAUCAGAGAAUCCACACUGGGCAGAAACCUUAUGAAUUUAAUCAAUGCAGAAAGACAUCCACAAAAAGUUCCCAUCUUGUUCGACAUCGGAGAUUCCACACUAGAAAGAAACCUUAUGAAUGUAAUCAAUGUGGGAAAACUUUCCUAAAGAAAAGUAAACUUGCUAAACAUCAAAGAAUCCACACUGGAGAGAACUCCCAUAAAUGUAAUCAAUGUGGAAAAGCUUUCAGAUAUAGCUACAAUUGUCCUGUACAUCAAAGAAUCCACACUGGAGAGAAACCUUAUCAAUGCAACCAAUGUGGAAAGACUUUCCAGUACAGCUCCAAUCUUGCUCAACAUUGGAGAAUUCAUACUAGGGAGAAACCUCAUGUGUAUAAUCAGUGUAGAAAAGCUUUCAUACAGAGGGCCAGUCUUGAUCAUCAUCAGAGAAUCCACACUGGAGAGAAGCCUUAUGAAUGUAAUCAAUGUGGAAAAAUCGUCGGAUGUAGAAAGAGUAUAAUUGAACAUGGGAGAAUCCACACUGGAGAGAAACCUCAUGAAUGCAAUCAUUAUGGCAAAGCCUUCAGGCAAAAGUCAGCCCUUAUUUCCCAUCAGAGAAUUUAUACUAGAUAGAAAUCUUACACUGACAUGAAUGAAGAAAGGCAUUCGAAUGGAGUGCAGAGCUUCUUAGCAGAAAAUUCACUCUGGUUGUAAGCCACCUACGGACUCAGAGUGGGAAAGCCUUCAACCAGAGAUCAUCUCUUACUUUACAUCACAGGAUUCAUACCAGAAAGAAGCUUUAUGAAAGUGCUUAAUGGAGACAUGUCUUUCUCUGGAAGAUGGAGGUCACUGGUGAAGGGCUAAAUUUUGUGUCUGACUAUAACAUAAUGACGAAGUAAGGGAAAAUAAUUCAUGCCAACCCAUCAGGUUGCGAAACAGAUGAAGGAAACAAUAGAGUUCCUCAUAAACUGCAGGAUUGUGUGAAAAGAGACAUUUGGAUGUUCUCGAAAAUAGAAUGACUUGUGUCAAUAUUGUGUCAACUGGGGGACAAUGUUUGGUGAAGGGAAGAAAUCCAAGUCAUUUGAUGAGCAGCACCUAGAUGGUUUCUCCUGACUCAGCACAUAC